Molecule: messenger RNA, 963 nt
Organism: Manis pentadactyla (Chinese pangolin)
Lineage: Eukaryota; Metazoa; Chordata; Mammalia; Pholidota; Manidae
Product: olfactory receptor 7A5-like
Exons: 1
Coding region: 31-963 (310 amino acids)
Biological process (GO): G protein-coupled receptor signaling pathway
Cellular component (GO): membrane
Molecular function (GO): olfactory receptor activity; G protein-coupled receptor activity
Source: RefSeq, a predicted model, not a curated record
UCCCUCUUUCCUGGAAGUUAUCUUCACCACAUGGAACCAGGAAAUGAUACCCAAACUUCUGCAUUUUUUCUUCUGGGAUUUUCAGAGGAAUCAGAACUGCAUCCCCUCAUAUUUGGACUUUUCCUCUCCAUGUACCUGGUCACUGUGUAUGGAAACAUGCUCACCAUCUUGGCGAUCAGUACAGACUCCCACCUGCACACACCCAUGUACUUCUUCCUCUCCAACCUGUCCUUUGUGGACAUCUGUUUCACUUCCACCACCAUCCCCAAGAUGCUGUGGAUCAUCCAGACACAGAACAAAGCUGUAACCUAUGAAGGCUGCAUCAUCCAGAUUUAUUUUAUUAUACUCUUUGCAGUGUUGGAUGUCUUCCUCCUGACCAUAAUGGCCUAUGACCGGUAUGUGGCCAUCUGCCAUCCCCUGCACUACAUGAACAUCAUGAACCCUCAGCUCUGUGGACUGCUGGUCCUGGUGUCCUGGAUCAUUAGUGUCCUGAAUUCCUUGUUACAUAUCUUAAUGAUGUUACGUCUUUCUUUUUGUACAAACUUGGAAAUCCCACACUUCUUUUGUGAGCUCAAUGAGAUGAUCCAACUUGCCUGCUCAGACACCUUUCUUAAUAACCUGGUGAUGUACUUUGCAGCUGUCCUGCUGGGUGGUGGUCCCUUUGCUGGGAUCCUUUACUCUUACUCUAAGAUAAUCUCUUCCAUAUGUGAAAUCUCAUCAGCUCAGGGCAAGUAUAAAGCAUUUUCCACCUGUGUAUCUCACCUCUCUGUUGUGUCCCUAUUUUAUUGUACGAUGCUAGGGGUGUACCUUAGCUCUGCUGCUACCCAGAGCUCACACUCAAGUGCAGCAUCCUCAGUGAUGUAUACUCUGGUUACGCCCAUGCUGAACCCCUUCAUCUACACUCUGAGGAACAAAGACAUAAAAAUGGCUCUGAGAAGAUUAAUUGGGAUGUCUUUUAUGUAA